AUGUUUAGAUCCAAUGAACUCUCCAGCCCUUCUUCUCAGCUCUCGGAGCAUCAACAGCUUUCACCACUUUACAUGUCCUUUGGAGAAGAUGAAAAUGAGGACACAUUGGAUUUUUGUGAUUCCCCUCUUUUGGAUUUCAAAAGUAAAAACACUCUUUUUGCUGCCACCGAUGAUUCAUCAUCUUCAUCACAUUCUCAAGAGACUCAUAGAUCAAAUGUCAUCAUUCCCGUAACAUCUGAAAAGAAAAAUGCUAGUAAAGGGACCAAUCUAUCAUCACCAUUAAAAAAUCAAACGAAACCUUCAAAAAAGAAAAUUAAAACAAAUUCAAAAAUUGUUGCUGUAAAAAAGAAAGUGGAAUUUAAAGAUCUUGAAAGCUCAUCUGAAACAGAUGAUGAAAAGAAAGUUCCACAACCUCGCAAAAACCAAAAGUCUAAUUCGUCCAACAAUGUAAAGAAAAGUUUAUCCAGACAGUUAAAAGAAAUGAUUCAAGAGGUGAAACAACGAGUUAGGCUUGAACAGAAUUCCGACAAUGAUGAUUUUCAAGUCAGUGAGGAAGAAUAUGUACUUCCACCUUUCAGUCAAGAGUUGAUCAGUAGCGAGGAAGAAAUCGAGGAAGAAAAGAAGAGAAAAAAGCCUCAUCGAAAGAAACGUAUAUUCUCUGACAUUCACUUUGUAGUGUCAUCAUCUUUGGUGGUCGAGAAAGAUAAAGAGGCUCUCGAUCGAAUGAUCAAAAAAGAGAAUGGUACAAUUAUGAGACAAUUAUCUUCAGAGCUGAUGGACACUUAUUUGAACAAGAAAAUUGUAUUAUUAAGUGAAAAGUCAUCCACCAAACCUACCUUCUUAAUUGCACUAUUACUAGACAUUCCUAUUCUAAAGCCUCAAUGGAUAUUUGAUUGUUCCAAUCAACAUCGAUUGAUACUUGAAGAUCCAGAGAUUAAGAAAUACCUUGUCGAUAGAGGUUCAUAUCGAUUGAGAUCCGAUCCCUCAAUUCAGCAUGUUGAACAACAAACAUUCAACCAAUCUCUCUUGUGUUGUAACAUUGAACAUAGAAUUUUCUAUGGAUGUAAGGUGAAGAUUAUUGACAACUCGCAAGAUCAAUCUCUUAUAGCAGGUUGGAGUGGAAUAUUAAAAGUAGGAGGAGCUACCAUUGAACAUAAUUUGGAAAAUCAAACCAACGAAGGAUCUAAUUUUAUAUUUGUGAAAGACGGCGAUGAAGUAUCAUCAGACAUUUGUGAAAUGGCAACACAAAGAAGGUUACCAAUUCUAGACAGAGAGAGUAUUUUGAAAAUCACAAUUACAUCCCAAAGAGAGUUUUCUUCAGAGCAAGUCAUUAAUUUUACACAAUUAUCGAAAACAAUUGCCCAUCCAUCCCGAUCGAUCAACAGGACUGAAAUUGUUGAGUCAAUAUCUCUUGUUGACUUGCAAUGUUAUGAUAUGUGUGAGGAAGUGAUAUAUGAUAUUGAAGGAUCUUUCUUCUUUAAGGAAGAACAAAAUUGCUACUUGAAAACAAAAUUUAUUAGGAUCAAUCGAGAUGGAUCUAAUGAAAUUUAUCGUUUACAUGACAUGGUAUUGUUGAAUGAUCAUAACGAUGAGAUUUUUUGUAGAAUUGAUUCUUUGUAUUACGAUUGCUCGUUUCCAUCCAUGACAGCCACUCAAUAUAUCAAUAUUCCCAACUCUAAGGAACUUGUGGCUACAAGGCGAAGUAUCAGCUCACCCAUUUCUUUGAUUCAGCACAAAUUGCAUCUAUGUUCCAAUUCGAUGUCACAAGAAUGUUGCUACAUUGCCAUGUACAAUACACAGAACAUAGAUGAAUCUCCACACACUAACAUGUCCAAAGAAGAUGCUUUGAAUUCGAUUGAAGACUUGAAAAAUUUUUCAUUUCAGUGGUUGGCUCCAGUCAAGAUUUCUUUAUUCAAGGAUUACGUAUCGAUUUGUUCUUUGAAGUUUAGAGGUCAAAUAUUUCAAAAAGGUGAUUUUGUAAUUGUGAACACAUUACAUUCAAGCAUUACAGGAAGAAUCAAAUCAUUCAGAGAUAGUGAUACAUCAAACUUUGCAUUCCCUUCAAAAAAGUAUCCUGUUUCCGAAGGAUCAAUGUUUAUUGAAGUGUUUGUGAAAGGUCGUUUGGAAAGCCAACUAGUUCAAAGUCAACAACAAGGGUCUGUGCUCAUUCCUACUCAUGAAGUGAUUUGUGUGAAGACUUAUGAUAUUCGUCACAUCCAACACGCAAUAGCCAUUGACUUGGAUUCAACCAUCUCCAAUAUGCCUAGUGUGAAAAGCUUGUUGUCACAGUGCCAAGCAUGGCCACUCUUUUUCAUCUCUUGUUAA
Messenger RNA from Naegleria lovaniensis, 2325 nucleotides. RefSeq lists its product as uncharacterized. Gene Ontology annotation, biological process: DNA damage checkpoint signaling; positive regulation of transcription by RNA polymerase II. Gene Ontology annotation, cellular component: nucleus. NCBI's taxonomy places the organism in Eukaryota, Heterolobosea, Eutetramitea, Acrasida, Naegleriidae. The record is from RefSeq and is a predicted model, not a curated record. The transcript is spliced from 2 exons. The coding region runs from base 1 to 2325 and encodes 774 amino acids. Gene Ontology annotation, molecular function: histone binding.